AGUACCAAAUCUUCCCUCUAAUUUUACCAAACUCGCCAUACAGCAUCUACCAGAUUGUAGAAAUUGGUGAUACCUUAUCGACAAAACCAAAUAGAAUUGCUACAUUUCCAGACUGUACUCCAUAGACUAGAUCAGUUCAGAAAUAUUUCACCAUUCUGUAAAUCUGUAGAAUUUGGCAGAAUUUUUUACCCAUUUUCCAGGCAAGCUUCUCUAGACUUCGCAAAAUCCCCGUAUCAAUCCCCUACAAAAUGAUUUCCACAAUCGCCAAGUCAGCUGCGAUGCCUAUGGUUCCCGUCAGAGCUAUCUCCAUUGCCACCAGAGCAAACUCUUCCAAUCUCUUGACUGCGUUUGCCCGCGCAAGGUCCAAUUCAGGCGCAUUGUCUGCUAACUUCACCCGAAACCUCGGAGGCAAUUCCAACGGGUAUCUGUCGACGUUGAAUUUUUUCCAAAGAGAGCAGUUACCCACCAACACAGUAAUCCGAUUCGUGCCACAACAGACAGCCUGGGUCGUUGAAAGAAUGGGAAAGUUCCAUCGCAUCCUCCAACCAGGUCUCACUUUUCUUAUUCCUAUUCUUGACAAGAUCACAUAUGUCCAGUCGUUGAAAGAAUCUGCUAUUGAGAUUCCUUCGCAGAAUGCAAUUACGUCCGAUAAUGUAUCGCUCGAGCUUGACGGGAUUCUCUAUAUCAAAGUUAUAGAUCCAUAUAAGGCUAGUUAUGGUGUAGAGGACUUCAAGUUUGCUAUCAGUCAAUUGGCUCAGACUACAAUGAGAUCGGAAAUCGGGUCUAUGACCUUAGAUGCCGUGUUGAAAGAAAGACAGUUGUUGAAUAACAAUAUCAACCACGUUAUAAACGACGCUGCCCGUGACAAUUGGGGUGUGGAAUGCUUAAGAUACGAAAUCAGAGACAUUCACCCUCCUCAAAAUGUUCUCGAUGCCAUGCACCGUCAAGUCUCCGCCGAGAGAUCUAAAAGAGCCGAGAUCUUAGAAUCCGAGGGUCAGAGACAAUCGAAAAUCAACAUUUCUGAAGGUGAAAAACAAUCGAUCAUUUUGGCUUCAGAAGCUAAUAAAGAGGAACAGAUCAACCAAGCUGCUGGUGAAGCACAAUCGAUUCUUCUCAAGUCUGAAGCCACAGCUAAGGGAUUAAAAUUGAUUGCUCAAGCGAUCAAAGAAACGCCAGGCGGUGCUGAGGCUGUCAACUUGCAAGUGGCCCAAGAGUACAUCAAACAAUUUGGUAACUUGGCUAAGGAGACUAAUACUGUCAUCAUACCUCAGAAUUUGGGAGAUCUUGGAGGCAUGAUCACUUCAGGUUUGUCGCUUUACGAGAACUUGAACAAGGCCAAGAAGAAUGUGUAAGUUGGUGUAAUUCUACCUUGUAUAUACAAUGAACGAAAAUG
Molecule: messenger RNA, 1393 nt
Organism: Scheffersomyces stipitis CBS 6054
Lineage: Eukaryota; Fungi; Ascomycota; Pichiomycetes; Serinales; Debaryomycetaceae
Gene: SLP2
Product: Slp2p
Exons: 1
Coding region: 249-1352 (367 amino acids)
Cellular component (GO): membrane
Source: RefSeq, a predicted model, not a curated record